CAUAGCUUCAACUCCAUCACCAUCCCCUUCAUAACAAUCCGCCACGGCAUUCUUCACCGUCCGGCUCACGUUCUUGUACGUGUACCGGCUCGCGAUAACUGCAAAAACGCAAACAUCCAAAGCCGUUAUCCCGGCCAAGAGCCAAUACAACGCGAUCCCGAGGCUCCUCAUCGAGUCGGGGACUUGAUCGUAAAAAAACUCUUGAAGCCCGACUAUCGCGAAACCGUCCCCUAUACCGUAGAGCAAAAAUUGGGGCGCCAGCCAGAAAAUACUCAUCGAGGCCGACGACCCGUGUCGCCAGAGAAAGUCGAGCCGCCGCCGCUCGACGACUGCCGCCACCAACAUGGCGAGGAUGUUUAUGGCCAUGCCGACGCCGAUUCUUUGGAGGACGGUUAUGCCCCUCUCGCGGCCCUUGAUUCUGCGGGCAAGGGGCUCGAGGGCGUAAUCGUAAAUUGUGAUCAUGGCGAUCAUGGCGAUGGCGGCGAGGCCGAAAAUCGAGGCGGGCGGGAGGAGGAAGUCGUGGCCGAGGUGGCGGUCGAGAGUCGUGCCUUGCUUGAUGAAGAAAGUGGUGCCUUGGGCAAGGCUUAUGGCGAAGGGCAUGGUCGCGAACCAUAUGGGGAUUACGUGGACGACGAGCUUCAUUUCCUCGACUUGGGUCACGGUUGCAAGUCGCCAAGGGUUUGGGUUGUGGUCGUCGGGCUCGAUUAUGGCGGCCUUGUCGAGGAACCUUUUUUUCGGUCGAUCCGUGCGGAAGAGGAGCCUCCCACGAGCCCCCUUGUCCCCCUUCGGAACCUCCUUCCUCUUGACAAAAGCCGCGACAGCCACCCGCGCAAGUGGCGUGAAUGGGCUACCCGUGGGCCUCCGAAAGCGGUAGAACGGCCGCCCAACCCAAAAAACCACCAACGUAAGGCCCAUAACAAUUGUAAGCGUGACAUCGGCCGCAGCCCAACUCACGUGGUCUUGCACGUAGACGAUCACGGUCACCCC
Messenger RNA from Striga asiatica, 987 nucleotides. NCBI's taxonomy places the organism in Eukaryota, Viridiplantae, Streptophyta, Magnoliopsida, Lamiales, Orobanchaceae. The record is from the annotation of a GenBank genome assembly.